This is a messenger RNA of Phanerochaete carnosa HHB-10118-sp, 716 nucleotides long. RefSeq lists its product as uncharacterized. The record is from RefSeq and is a predicted model, not a curated record. The transcript is spliced from 5 exons. Bases 11 to 691 code for a protein of 226 amino acids. Lineage: Eukaryota; Fungi; Basidiomycota; Agaricomycetes; Polyporales; Phanerochaetaceae. Gene Ontology annotation, molecular function: S-adenosylmethionine-dependent methyltransferase activity.
CCUCUGAAGGAUGUCAGUCACGCAAAACCUUUCCCGCACGGAACAACGAGAGGUGGUGCGCGAUCUUGUUGCCAAAGAUCCUGUACGUGGAUGGGACGACGCAUGGAAAGCGAACAUGACACCAUGGGAUGACGGGGGUGUCCAGCCCCCUCUGCGAGACCUGCUUAGUGCACAUGAGCUGAAGCUCCCCACAUCCGGCCGUGCGCUUGUUCCCGGAUGUGGCAAGGGUUAUGAUGCACACUUCAUUGCAACUACAACAGGCCUCGAUACACUCGCCGUCGACAUCUCCCCGACGGCAGUGCGACUGGCAAAAGAAUCGCUAGCCGAUCUCAACUUACCAAGCACUGUGAACGUCAAAUUUGAGCACAGGGACUUCUUCGCCCUUGAUAGCUCCGAGCAGGAGAAGUACGACCUCAUCUACGACCACACGUUUUUCAUUUGCAUUCCGCCGUCGCGUCGCGCCGAGUGGGGCCAGUUCAUGUCUCGCUUGAUCAAGCCGGGUGGCUAUCUGGUCACACUCAUUUACCCUAUAGAUCCACCAAAGGACUGGGGUCCACCAUACUAUGUAAGACCCGAACAUUAUGUUGAGGUUCUCGGAGAUGGAUGGGAGAAGGUGGUAGACAAGGUUCCGGAAGUCAGUUUUGAGGUUCACAAAGGCAGGGACCAUCUCGUUGUGUGGAAGAAAUUAUGACUGUGACGUUGCCAGGAGUAUUAAA